Molecule: messenger RNA, 1755 nt
Organism: Carassius auratus (goldfish)
Lineage: Eukaryota; Metazoa; Chordata; Actinopteri; Cypriniformes; Cyprinidae
Product: calcineurin B homologous protein 3-like
Exons: 8
Coding region: 439-1101 (220 amino acids)
Molecular function (GO): calcium ion binding
Source: RefSeq, a predicted model, not a curated record
GGCUGCUUUUCUGUGGCCUUCUCAGAAAUGUCAGUGUUUCAUUUCUGUUUUCUAGAAAGCUGUAGCCUACUGCUGCUGCUGUCAGGGUGACAUGUAUUAUGAAUGAAUGCUGCCGAGAUGGCGCCGUUCGCUUCAGUCUUCAUUGUUCAUUAUGUAGACACAAUAUUUGAUCCUAUUGUAAUAUCUGGUUUGGCCGUGAUCAGCGAUCAGAAACUGGAUUAGCAAAGCAGGCGUCAAUUCUUAGAACAGCGUUUGAUGCAGAGGAUGUUUAUGCGGCGCUAGGACCCAGGGGACGUGUUCUCAUUUUCACAAGUCACAAUGCAAUUUGCAUGCGUUUGUUCUGCAAGGCAAACACUGGCGCAUGAGUGAAACCUAAACCCCCGGAAGAUCGAGGAACAGACUCGCAGACAAACUUACUGGUGUUGUAUCAAUAUCGUGAUGGGUAGCUUCCAGUCUUUACCGGAUGACCAUCCAUAUCGAACCCUGUCACAGAAGACAGGCUUUUCACUGGAGCAGAUCGCAAUUCUCCACAAUCGUUUUAAGCAGCUCAGCCAAAAUGAGGAAACAUUACGGAGAGAUGACCUUCAAACAAUACAAGACCUGGAAAGCAACCCAAUUCGGUACGAGAUUAUAGAAGCUUUCUUCGAUAAAAGGAACUUCCAGAAAGAUGAUGUGGGAUCUGUGGAUGAAAUUGGUUUUGAGGAAUUCCUUACAGUCAUGUCGUACUUCAGAGCACCAGCCCAUAAUAUCACAGAGGAGCAGAAAGAAGAAAUGAGAAGAGCCAAACUGCGCUUCUUGUUCAACAUGCAUGACACCGACAAUGAUGGAACCAUAACACUGGAGGAAUACAGACAUGUUGUAGAGGAGUUGUUGUCCCGUAGUGGAGCUCUUGGAAGAGAGACAGCUAAGGGCAUUGCAGAUGCUGCAAUGCUGGAGGUUGCCAGUAUCUCAGUAGGCCCUAUGGCACCUGAUGAGUUCUAUGAAGGAAUAACAUUUGAGCAUUUUUUGAAGAUUCUUAAAGGAAUUGAAAUUGAGACGAGAAUGCACAUUCACUUCUUAAACAUGGACACAACUGUUUUUUGCAAGCAUCAUUCUGCCUAGGUACUGCCUGUAAUGUAUAUUUUCCAGUAAAAUAAGCACUUUAUUAGCUGAGGCUGGUUUAGAAUAGUUUGGAUAGAUCUCUAGUUCUAUGAACUAUUUGUAGGAUGCGCAGAGUGUGUAUUUCACAAAGGUUGAAAAGCAAUAAGAAAAGUGUGCAUUGAUAUUUGAAACUCCUUGUUUUGCAUGCACAUAUCACACAAUUAUGGUACUAUAAAAUUAAAACUAUGCAGGCAUGUAUUCAUUUAUUUUACUUGUUUUUUUAAAUUAAUUUUAUUAUCUCUUUAUUCUAAAAUAACCAAUUAUUCUAAAAUAACCAAUUAUUCUAAAAUAACCUACCCUACUAUACAAUACUAUAACUGAAUGCAAUUGUAAUAUAUUUUCACAGAAAUAAUAAUCCUGAAUAGAGUAAUCAUAUUAUUGACACUGUGACAUAGCAAUAGCAAUAUGUGCAAUUUAAUUAAAACAAUACUUGAAUCUAGUCUCAAAAAAGAACUGCAGUUACUCCUAUCAACCAGCAGAUAUCGCUAAUGUCACAGCUUUGUUCAUGUGUGUCGCUAUAGAAAUACUCAGGUACUUGUACAACCAAUAAGCAUGUUUCAGCACGUCUUGCAAGGGCAAUUAGAAGUGUAUCAAUAAACAUUACAUUACAAACAA